AUGGCGUCCGACUCUCAAGGGCCAGUGGUGGUCGGCAUUGCCAUUGCCUUUGCAGUCGUUACUUUUGUGGUCAUCUGUCUGCGAAUGUUUGCUCGAGUCGUCGUCCUGGAACGGUUUUUCUCCUGGGCUUUCAUCUCUGUGACUAUCGUCUCUGUCCAGAAAGGACUGGGCUCUCAUCUUGUCGAUGUGGAUAAGAACAACCUGGUCUCCUACUCUUUCGUCGUAUGGCUCAGCUCGAUGUUCUACCUGGCCUGUCUGGGCUUCAUCAAAACAUCUGUCUGCUGGUUCUACACCCGCAUCGGCGACAAGACGCUCACCCGAAUGUCCUUUAUCAUGAUGGGCGUCGUCGGCACCAAGGUUGCGGUAUUCGUCAUGGUUGCAGCGUUUCAGUGUCGACCCAUCCCUAAAGCCUGGAACGCGUCCUUGCCCGGUCACUGUGUUGAGAUCAAUAUCUUCUAUCUCUCCAACGCGGCCUUGAACAUCCUGACCGAUUUGCUCACCUACACGCUCCCUAUCAAAGUCAUCUUCAAGCUGCAGAUGCCCUUCAAGCAGAAGUUUGCUCUCGUUCUCAUCCUCUGCCUGGGUCUUUUUGCCUGCAUCUCCUCAAUUAUUCGCAUUACCUACAUCCCCACCAUGUUAACCUCGGCCGAUUUUACCUACGCCAUCAGCGGUGCCAUGUACUGGUCCGUGAUUGAGACCAACGUCGGUAUCCUGGCCGCCUCCAUCCCCUCCUUCAAGCCGAUUGCCUCCCGCUUCCUCCCCCGACUCAUCGGCGAGUACUCAUCCGGGCGCAAAUAUGGAUCCGCGUCCAAACUGACGGGAUCCAAACAAACGCGCUCGGGAUUCUCACGGUUCAAAGACAGUGUGACACUGACCUCACUGAGGACCAAGGAGGCGGAGGACAUGAUGACGCAGAUUGGGACAGGGUACCGCAGGAAUUCCAGCGAGGAGAGGAUCGUGGUGCCGAAUGGGAAGAUCUGGACUACGACGCAGAUCGAGACGAAUGUCGAGAUCAGCGACGCUGCUGCUACACCGUGA
This is a messenger RNA of Aspergillus thermomutatus, 1038 nucleotides long. RefSeq names its product putative integral membrane protein Pth11-like. The transcript is spliced from 5 exons. Lineage: Eukaryota; Fungi; Ascomycota; Eurotiomycetes; Eurotiales; Aspergillaceae. The record is from RefSeq and is a predicted model, not a curated record. The coding region runs from base 1 to 1038 and encodes 345 amino acids.